AUGGCUUCUGAGGUCGACCGACUUAUUUCUAAGAAGACAGGAGUCAAUCCAAACCUCUCGGCAAACCAUAUUCGGUGCUUCUGCCACAAGAUAGCUUUGAUCCUCAAUGCCGGACUGAAGGCUCUCCGACAGUCAACCGACGGAUUGGUCGAAUCAAGAGGCGACACCCUCGGCUUUGCCCCUGACUUAGAACCGAUCAUUGAAGAGUCAGAAGAACGCGAGGAACCAGAUCAGUUUGUAGCAGAAGACGUGGCUUUAGAAUUCCGUCCGCAGGGUCAAGCCAAAAGCAGAACUGGUUCUGAUGGGUGUAAUGGGGACGGUGAUCUGGAUUCCUCAGAUAUCCCUGAUAAUGGAGGAAGUAAUAUUGAUACAGUCUUGAAAAAGGUUGAUUUCAUUAUUCAAAGGAUAACAUCCUCUGCAGCCAAGCGUUCCGAGUACAAGACGUGGUGCACAAAACUCGACUUUAAUGGGCUCAGCCUCAUUGCUGGGUACGGUAUUCGCUGGAACAUUGUCUUCCAAAGUCGACAUCGAGGAUAUCAGGCUCGGAAAAUUAUUGAUAAACUAAUUGAAAAUGAAAAUGAUCGUCAAGAACAAGAGGGUGGGAAAAACUACUUUGACAGUGUGGAGUACAUCAAGGAAUUCCUCACUGAAAAAAUCGAAUCCUCCUCAGAACCAGAAUUCAAAAAAAUGCUCAAGCAGAUGCUAGCGAAAACAAACACCUAUCUCAUGAGGCCUUGCGUUGUGAUCCACCACAAUCACACUCAGAACCUCCUGGAGUCUCUUUUCAACACCAGGAAAGCCGAAAUUUCUGUCCCAACCGAAUCCGCCCCACCAGUAGCUGCCGACAAGUCUAAAUCCAUCAAACAAGCUCGAAAGCAAACCGACUACUUUCCUGACUCAGUCAAGGCUCCUGUUGCUGAUGAGCUUGCUAUCUACUUGGGGGUCCAAGGAUUUGAACCGGACGAAACUUUUGAGACUGCACAGGCUAUCAUCACCCAGGAAAAUGAAGAGGAGGCUUUUCAAAAGGGGAAGAAAAUCCCCCAUCACAUGAAGUAG
This is a messenger RNA of Puccinia graminis f. sp. tritici CRL 75-36-700-3, 1056 nucleotides long. RefSeq lists its product as uncharacterized. Bases 1 to 1056 code for a protein of 351 amino acids. Gene Ontology annotation, molecular function: protein binding. The record is from RefSeq and is a predicted model, not a curated record. NCBI's taxonomy places the organism in Eukaryota, Fungi, Basidiomycota, Pucciniomycetes, Pucciniales, Pucciniaceae. The transcript has 5 exons.